AUGAGUCCCGCCACUCAACGAGAGCCAGCUGAUGAUAUGGCAAAGUUGCGUUUCCAGGUUGAAAGAGACAUUACGGUGGUUAUUGGGGCUGGGCGUGCCAAUCAAAGUCGACCGGUCUCAUCUGAAACGUUCUUCGGGUGGCUGCGAGUCACUCUCGACAUCCGCGGGCUCUCCUAUCCCUCCUCGAUUAUAGAGACACCUCAAGGAGACUUGCUUCUGGAUCCGCAGUUUCACGGAAGGCUUUUCCUUCAUGGGAUCCUGCUACCAAUGACUACACCAGGGGUCAAGCACUACAAGUUUGGUUACGACUUUGCUCUGGGUAAGUUCAGCCGUGAUCGACAAGGAAUGGUCGCCAAGUGUGAGGUGGCAGAUCAGGUGCGGCAAAUAUGGCAGUGUGCCCUGCACAUGCACGAGCAAACUUUACUUCCAAUUUAUGUCAAUCUCCUUCAGAACUUUCCCCAGGUGGGCGAUAUUGAACAAGCCGAUAGACUUUUGGGACCGUCUACCAAGGCCCGUAUCUGGAAAUACUUGCUUGAUGUGACAAGAAGAAAGAGAUUCUUUUAUAGCGAGACAUCAAGCGUCCAAAGUGUGCGCAUGAUACGAGAAACCACCGGGAAGAGGCCAACGAGGCUUCCAGAGGCCCUCUGGAGCCUGCUGCGCUCAGGUUCACCGAUCCGGACUGUCAAGGAGGAGCAGAUAGAGCUUUUCAAGGAUGCUGAGACUUGUGCUUCGCCCGAAUCUGCCUUUGCAAAAACAACAGACUGGGCUUUGAAGGCUUGUCUGGCACUUUUGAAGGCGACCAAACAUAUCAAAGUACUCUAUGUCAAAGGACUGACAGGGAAGCUUGAUGUGUUAUACGACGCCGGACACGGUACGUUGAAAAUUCAUCAUCGAUGGUUGGACUUCGAUGCGACGCACCAGGAAGCAUCGUGUCGGAAAUGGUUUCCUGCUGCCAUAACCGAAAAGAAUGCGCCGUUUUUCUGCGGUCACGUCGUAGAGGAGCUCUUGUAUCUGUCCAUUUCUUCGAUCUUUAAAGCAUCCUCGACGCUGCGCAUGACUGAGAUGAAAUACAUGCGUCAGAUCAGACGUCUGCUUCGAGUUUUGCCGCAUAGCAUCAAACUCAGACCCCACUCGGGAGGCCUUCUGGUCACCUGGGAAGACAAUGAGGCAGAAUCGUUUCGAAAACUUGGUGGAGGUGGGCCAGAGUACCGAGUCGUCCUCCAUGCAGAAGAGUGUUUCAUCGCCAGAUCGGAGCUUCUCCACUCGGAAGCAGACAGUACCGAGAUCCAUGGCAUCCGCGUCGUGUGGGUGCCGUCAGCAAUUUGUUGUCCAGGCGCGCCGAUGGGCCUCUUCGGUCGUAAGGUCCGGUCAAAAGGCACUUGCUCUUCGAUGUUCGGAAAGAUCUUCUCCAACCUGGGAAAUGGGAUUGAAUCGGAAGGGUAA
Molecule: messenger RNA, 1443 nt
Organism: Penicillium arizonense
Lineage: Eukaryota; Fungi; Ascomycota; Eurotiomycetes; Eurotiales; Aspergillaceae
Exons: 5
Coding region: 1-1443 (480 amino acids)
Source: RefSeq, a predicted model, not a curated record